AUGAGAAACAACGAGACGUGGAUCACAGAGGUCACUCUACUGGGAUUCCAAGCUGAUCCGGCUGUGGAAGGGUUCCUCUUUGUGCUUUUCUCUCUUUUUUAUUCCUUUACCCUUUGGGGGAAUGGGGUUAUCCUUGCAAUAAUAUGCCUGGACCACAGACUUCACACCCCCAUGUACUUCUUCCUCUCCCACCUGGCCAUUGUUGACAUGUCUUAUGCUUCCAACAAUGUCCCCAAGAUGCUGGCCAAUCUUGUGAUUCAAAGAAAAACCAUCUCCUUUAUACCAUGCAUAAUGCAAACAUUCUUGUAUUUGGCUUUUGCUCACAUAGAGUGCCUGAUUUUAGUUGUGAUGUCCUACGAUCGAUUUGUGGCUAUAUGUCACCCCCUACACUACACUGUCACCAUGAGCUGGAGAGUGUGUGCCAUCCUGGCUGCUGUUUCCUGGAUAUUUAGCUUUCUCCUGGCACUGGUCCAUUUAGUUCUCAUCCUGAGGCUGCCCUUCUGUGGGCCUCAUGAAAUCAACCACUUCUUCUGUGAAAUCCUGUCUGUCCUCAAGCUGGCCUGUGCUGACACAACACUCAACCAAGUAGUCAUCUUUGCUGCCUGUGUGUUCAUCUUAGUGGGACCACUGUGCUUGGUUCUGAUCUCCUACACACGCAUCCUGGUGGCCAUCCUGAGGAUCCAGUCAGGGGAGGGCCGCAGAAAGGCCUUCUCCACCUGCUCCUCCCACCUCUGUGUGGUUGGGCUCUUCUUUGGCAGCGCCAUCAUCAUGUACAUGGCCCCCAAGUCCCAGCACCCUGAAACACAGCAGAAGAUCCUUUCUCUGUUUUACAGCCUUUUCAACCCCAUGCUGAACCCCCUGAUCUACACCCUGAGGAACACUGAGGUCAAGGGUGCCCUGAGAAGAGUACUGUGGAAGGAGAGAGUAGCAUGA
This is a messenger RNA of Psammomys obesus (fat sand rat), 933 nucleotides long. Its product is annotated as olfactory receptor 2A14-like. The record is from RefSeq and is a predicted model, not a curated record. NCBI's taxonomy places the organism in Eukaryota, Metazoa, Chordata, Mammalia, Rodentia, Muridae. The transcript has a single exon. Gene Ontology annotation, biological process: G protein-coupled receptor signaling pathway. Gene Ontology annotation, molecular function: olfactory receptor activity; G protein-coupled receptor activity. Bases 1 to 933 code for a protein of 310 amino acids. Gene Ontology annotation, cellular component: membrane.